AAAGCGAGUGCUUGGGGAGUGGAGGGAUAUAAAUACCAGAGUGCAGAAACGCAGGCGUUACAAAUGUCUGGCAUGAAAGGCAAGUGGACACAGCUCACCAAAGCGUAUCACAUCGCUUCCUACAUAGAUCUGCCGAUUCAUCAUUCUCUGUCUUUCGUUCGCUUUCUCAGAGUCGGAUACCCUCUCUUCAAAUCCAACCCUGGAAGACAGUUUCUGAGCUAGGGUUUCUAUGUUUUUUUCUACAUUUGUGUCGUUUUUGUCCCGAGAAUAAUUCUCUUGUAUGUUUUGUGUUGGAUUUGUAUCAGUGCAUCGUCUGUGUUAUGUGAUGGUCUUGAGCGGGCUAGGGUUUUCGUUGUACGCUUUCUUUUGGUUGUAGCCUCUGGCGUCUCUCAAAUCAAUGAAUCAUUUUGCCUGCGAUCGCAAGAUUUUUGCUUUUUUUUUUUUUUUUUUUUUUUUUUUUUUUUUUUUCUGUUAUAUUUUUAAUUAUUAUUAUUUGUUCAGUGUUUAAUGAUUAAGAGCCCUUGUUAUUGAUCUGGGAAGGGGAAAAUUGCGAAAAGCAUUUUUUUUUUUUUUGUGGUUGUGCCUGGGUGUAAUAAGCCAUUCUACUCUUUUCAGAAUUGUAAUAGGGAAAAAAUUAAUGGCCAGCGUAUCAGCAAGUAAUCAGGUGAAUACUCUGUGCCUUGGAGUAUCGGAGCCUAUUUCAACUGCUGGGCCCACCGAGUUUGAUCUGAUUAAGACCCGAGAAUUGGAAAAGUUUCUUGCAGAUUCUGGAUUGUAUGAAACUCGGGAAGAAGCUAUAAGGAGGGAGGAAGUUCUAGGGAGAGUAGAUCAGAUAGUGAAGGUAUGGGUGAAAACUGUUAGCCGUGCUAAAGGGUUUAAUGAACAGCUGGUUCAUGAAGCAAAUGCAAAGAUCUUCACGUUUGGUUCUUAUCGAUUGGGUGUUCAUGGCCCAGGUGCUGAUAUAGACACAUUAUGUGUUGGACCUAGACAUGCUACUCGAGAUGAAGAUUUUUUCGGUGAACUUCAUAGGAUGCUAGCAGAAACACCUGAAGUACAAGAACUGCAUCCUGUGCCUGAUGCUCAUGUUCCUGUCAUGAAGUUCAAGUUCAAUGGGGUUUCUAUAGAUCUUCUUUAUGCAAGACUAUCACUCUGGGUUAUUCCUGAAGACUUGGAUAUUUCACAAGAAACAAUACUACAAAAUGUAGAUGAGCAGACAGUUCGUAGCCUCAAUGGUUGCAGAGUUACUGAUCAAAUUUUGCGCCUGGUCCCAAAUAUUCAGAAUUUUCGCACUACAUUGAGAUGCAUGAGAUUCUGGGCAAAGCGGCGUGGGGUUUAUUCAAAUGUUUCUGGUUUCCUUGGUGGUAUAAAUUGGGCAUUGCUUGUUGCUCGCAUAUGCCAGCUAUACCCAAAUGCAGUACCUAGUACCUUGGUAUCUCGGUUCUUCAGGGUCUACACGCAGUGGCGUUGGCCUAAUCCAGUUAUGCUAUGUCCUAUUGAAGAAAAAUGCCUUGGACUUCCUGUUUGGGAUCCAAGAAGAAACAUCAAAGAUAGGAACCAUCUGAUGCCUAUAAUAACUCCUGCAUAUCCUUCGAUGAAUUCAAGCUACAAUGUUAGUUGGAGCACAUUACGUAUUAUGGAAGAAGAGCUUCGGAGGGGAAAUGAAAUAGUUAAGGAGAUGGAGACAGAAAACACUGGCUGGAUCACUCUUUUUGAACCUUUCCUUUUCUUUGAAGCAUACAAGAACUAUCUGCAGAUAGAUAUAACUGCUGAGAAUGAUGUUGACUUGAGGAACUGGAAAGGUUGGGUUGAAUCUCGACUUCGUCUACUUACUCGGAAGAUUGAGAGGGACACAGGUGGUAUGCUUCAGUGCCAUCCACACCCUGCAGAGUUUUCUGACACAUCCAGAUCAUUCCAUUACUGUUAUUUCAUGGGUUUACGGCGGAAAGAAGGCAGUGCUGCCCAGGAAGGUGAACAAUUUGAUAUAAGGUUAACUGUUGAUGAUUUUAAGAACACUGUAUGGAUGUAUUCAUCCUGGAAACGAGGAAUGUGGAUCCAUGUAUGCCAUAUAAGACGCAAAAACAUCCCAAAUUUUGUCUUCCCUGGUGGAGUCCGGCCUCCCCAACCCAUGAAAGUUGCUGGAGAACAAGGACAAGUUUCAAAACCAAUGGGCUUUAACUCUCAGAAGAGAAAAAGGGAUGAGAUAGAUGCUGGGAGUCACCCAAGAGAAUCCACAUCUUUAGUGGAGAAUGUGGAGUCAGAUUUGCAAGGGGAAGUAAAACUGGAACAGGUUGAGGUUAAUGUAGGGGACAGUUUAACCAAGGUAAUAUGUUCAUCUGAGAAUUCUUCACACAAUAGUAUUGAGCUUGAAGGAUAUGCUAGAUGCAGCCAACCCCUUGGGGCUGCAUCUUCUGCUAGUGGUUCCUUGAGUUUAGGAAGGGCGCUUGUUAUUGAGACAACCUCUGAGCCACUUGUUCAUCAAUGUUCCUUAAAAGAAGUUGGUGAGUCUCAAGUAGGGUUGGUUGUUCAAGUCCAGAAUUUUGAUGUGGGUAAAAGAGUCAGUUGUGUGCAGUCCUCAACAGCAGAGCGAGGGAUGGCAGCAGCAGCAGCAGGGCAAGGGUUCAGUCCUUGCUCCAGUCUCUUUCAAAAUGGGGGUUUAGAGGAGCUUGAGGAUGCUGAGUUGACUGCUCCAUUCUACCAUGGAAAUCCUGGUGCAUCAAGUACCCCACAGAAGCACCUUAUCAGGUUAAGUGUGAAUUCUUUGGUGAAAGCAAGAGGCAAGGGCACUUGAGGGAUGUACCUUAGCUGCAGUUGAAGGGAUUACUUUAGCUCGUGUAAAACCCUUGCUUAUUGGUCUUGUCCAAGUUCGAAUGCUUUGGAAAAGCAACUUAUAGUAGCAGUUAAAUAGUCUUGCUUGGAGGGAUUUGUAUAAUCAAGUUAUUUGCAGUUGAUAAAAUAAUAUCAGGUUUCUCCUGUUUAUUUACUUUAAAUUGUCGGUAAUGAAAAUAAAGGUGUGUUUGGCAGGAGUUGUCUUUAGAUUGAUUA
Messenger RNA from Vitis riparia (riverbank grape), 3042 nucleotides. RefSeq names its product nuclear poly(A) polymerase 1-like. The transcript is spliced from 13 exons. Bases 638 to 2788 code for a protein of 716 amino acids. Gene Ontology annotation, cellular component: nucleus. Lineage: Eukaryota; Viridiplantae; Streptophyta; Magnoliopsida; Vitales; Vitaceae. Gene Ontology annotation, molecular function: RNA binding; poly(A) RNA polymerase activity. The record is from RefSeq and is a predicted model, not a curated record.